Triticum dicoccoides is the source of this 1911-nucleotide messenger RNA. Its product is annotated as UDP-glycosyltransferase 73C4-like. Bases 93 to 1517 code for a protein of 474 amino acids. Gene Ontology annotation, molecular function: UDP-glucosyltransferase activity. The transcript has a single exon. Lineage: Eukaryota; Viridiplantae; Streptophyta; Magnoliopsida; Poales; Poaceae. The record is from RefSeq and is a predicted model, not a curated record.
GCAACCGCCACAAGCUUCAGCCUUCAGUUCAGUGCUGCUGCUACCCACUCGACUCCAUUAUUUCAGCAAACAAGAACAAACAUAUCGAGGAAAUGGCCUCGACGGAGCACGGCGACAAGCUGCGGAUCCUGAUUGUGCCCUUCUUCGCCACCAGCCACAUCGCCCCCCACACCGAGCUCGCUGUCCGCCUCGCCGCGGCCAGGCCGGGCGCCGUCGAGCCUACGGUGGCGGUCACCCCGGCCAACGUCUCGGUCGUUCGGUCCGCGCUCGACCGGCACGGCCACUCCGCAGCGAGCAACGCCGUCAGGAUAGCCACCUACCCGUUCCCGGACGUGGAUGGCCUCACGCCUGGCGUGGAGAACCUCUCCGCCGCCGGGGCCGACGCGUGGCGCAUCGAUGCCGCGGCCGUCGACGAGGGGCUGACGCGGCCCGCGCAGGAGGCUCUCAUCAGAAAGCUGUCCCCUGACGCCCUCGUCACAGAUGUCCACUUCUUCUGGAACUCCACCGUCGCCGAUGAAGUCGGCGUGCCGUGCGUUACCUUCAGUGUCGUUGGCCUCUUCUCAAGGCUUGCCAUGCGUCACCUCCGAGGCGCCGUCGAGAGCGACCCGGACUGCCAGGAGGUGAUCGUCCCUGGGUUUCCAGGGCCGGAGAUACGGAUCCCGAGGACUGAACUGCCGGAGUUCUUAAGGUGCCAAGCGAAACACGACCGAUUCGGAGGCCCGAUCAUGGCGGGGCAAGCCAGGUGCUUCGGCCUCGCCGUCAACAUGUUCUUGGACCUGGAACGGCAGUACUGCGAGUCCUACACGCAAGGCCACGUGAAGCGCGCCUACUUCGUCGGCCCAGUGUCGCUGCCGUUGCCACCGGCCGGAGCCAGCGGCGGCGGCGAGGCGUCGUGCAUCAGUUGGCUGGGCUCGAUGCCAAGACACUCGGUGGUGUACGUAUGCUUCGGCACCUACGCUUCGAUCUCGAAUGGUCAGCUCGGGGAGCUGGCUCUCGGAUUGGAAGCCUCCGGCAAGCCGUUCUUGUGGGCGCUGAGGGCCGAGGGGUGGGCGCCGCCGGCGGGGUGGGAGGAGCGUGUCGGGAAGAGGGGGAUGCUCGUCAGAGGGUGGGCUCCACAGACCGCGAUCCUGGCCCAUCCAGCCGUUGGGGCGUUCCUGACGCACUGCGGGUCGAGCUCGCUGCUUGAGGCGGCGGCGGCCGGCGUGCCGAUGCUGACGUGGCCGCUGGUGUUCGACCAGUUCAUCGAGGAGAGGCUGGUCACGGACGUUCUCAAGAUUGGCGAGAGGGUGUGGGACGGGCCACGGAGCGCGAGGUACGAGGAGCAGCAGACGGUGCCGGCGGCCGCGGUGGCGCGGGCCGUGGCGAGGUUCUUGGAGCCCGGGGGAACAGGGGAGGCGGCAAGGGGCCGGGCGCAGGAGCUCGCCGUGAACGCUCACGCCGCUGUGGCGGAAGGCGGGUCGUCGUACAAUGAUCUGCACAGGCUUAUCAGUGAUCUGAUGGAAACACGGAAGAUCUAGCAGAACCCAUCGAGCAGGUGACAAAAGUCGGCCAGGUUCUUCAGGGAGCUCGUGUCCAACGUGAGAGGAAGGAAGGGGAAGCAGUGAGAUUGGUUUCCUUGGGCUCGUGUGUUCAUGGCGUCUCCUGAAUUUGUUUCAUUCUGUCACCCCGAUUGCCUGAAAAGCUCUGAAAUAGAUGCAACGGUGCAACAUUUGAUUUUGUAAUCUAGGCGACAUUUGCACAACAUCCGCAGAUUAUGAUAGGCGAUGUUAGCCAAUGGAUGAAGGCAGUGGCGGAUCUAGGAUUUGAAGUCAGGGUAGUCCUUCCUUUUUUUUUGACAUCUACGAUAUAUGAAUGUUCUUAACUAAUUAAUAAUCCCACAUAGAAAUCAUGUAUGCUUAUAUCUUCAUAGCA